AAGCGACGAUUAGCGAUACAACCUCUGCAUGUGCUUGAAUUCAGCGCCAAUAAAGAUAUUGCGUGUAAUUAAAAAUAAAACGUAGCACAGUUAUGGUUAUACAAUGAGCUUUCGACUGAGUUUCGUUUUGUUCAGACCAAGAAUAUACGGAUUAUGUGUGAGGCGACGUUUGUCUUUGCCUAAAACAUCGUGUCCUGCUAGAUGUAAACAUGGGGAGGCACUGAAUAAAACUUCAAUUGAGUUUCUGUCUAAUUCAGCUCACUCCAGGCGACUGACGUCUGUUGUAUGCAGGAACUUUACAACUUCAGAGUGUAGGACUGAAGCCAUUGGACAGGUGCAGUCAACACACUAUCACCUGGUGUACACCUGUAAAGUGUGCUCCACCCGAUCAAUGAAGAAAAUAUCCAAGGUGGCCUAUCAUAAGGGUGUUGUCAUAGUAACGUGUCCUGGAUGUAACAACCACCACGUAAUUGCUGAUAAUCUAAACUGGUUUUCGGACCUGGAAGGGAAAAGAAACAUAGAGGAAAUCCUGGCAGCGAAAGGGGAAUCGGUCCGAAGAGUUGCCGGGAAUGAGGCCCUAGAGAUUGUUGCUGAGGAAUCAAUAAAAGAGGCGACAAGAAAUGGUCCAGAUGAAGAGAAACCACCACAUCUGAGGGAUGGUUCUGACAAAACAUGAACUUCUUUGGACAUUUAAAAUGAGCUUUAUUGCCAAGUGUUCUCAUGUACACAAGGAAUUUUUUUAUUCAUUUUUUUUAUAGGAGAAACAAGUGCACACUGAACAUUACAGUAAGACACAGAAUAUAAAACAAGGCAAGAGUAUAAAUAGACAUACAAAUAAUAGGACAUAUAACAGAAUGGCGUAUGUACAUGUGCAAGUGGUAAUGUAUGUGCAAGGUAGGGAUAUGUAUAGUUAUUGAAUUAAAUAUGUGAAUUUACAUAUGUA
Messenger RNA from Myxocyprinus asiaticus (Chinese sucker), 943 nucleotides. It is a transcript of the gene dnlz, whose product is annotated as DNL-type zinc finger. Gene Ontology annotation, molecular function: zinc ion binding; protein-folding chaperone binding. Lineage: Eukaryota; Metazoa; Chordata; Actinopteri; Cypriniformes; Catostomidae. Gene Ontology annotation, cellular component: mitochondrion. The record is from RefSeq and is a predicted model, not a curated record. Bases 104 to 676 code for a protein of 190 amino acids. The transcript is spliced from 3 exons. Gene Ontology annotation, biological process: protein stabilization; protein import into mitochondrial matrix; protein folding.